Messenger RNA from Durio zibethinus, 1341 nucleotides. Its product is annotated as methionine gamma-lyase-like. NCBI's taxonomy places the organism in Eukaryota, Viridiplantae, Streptophyta, Magnoliopsida, Malvales, Malvaceae. Gene Ontology annotation, molecular function: carbon-sulfur lyase activity; pyridoxal phosphate binding. Gene Ontology annotation, cellular component: cytoplasm. Gene Ontology annotation, biological process: transsulfuration. The record is from RefSeq and is a predicted model, not a curated record.
CGCCAUGAAUUCGGGGAGCAUGGUGGAGUUAACAUGUCCAUUGAAGCCUCUGCCACCUUCACCGUCAUGGAACCUGAGACCAUGCGUCGCAUGUUUGCCGGGGAACUCGGCCCUGAUCGUGAUUUCUUCAUUUACAGCCGUCACUUCAACCCCACCGUCUUAAAUCUCAGUCGUCAGAUGGCAGCCCUGGAAGGAACCGAAGCUGCCUAUUGCACUGCUAGCGGUAUGUCUGCUAUAUCAUCCGUUUUGUUGCAACUCUGCAGCAGCGGGGGACACCUGGUGGCAUCGAGGGCGCUCUACGGUGGGACUCAUGCGCUUCUAACCCAUUUCUUGCCUAGAGCCUGUAACAUCACGACCACGUUCGUGGACAUAUGCGAUUACGAAGCGGUGAAAAAUGCCAUAGUCGAAGGACGAACAAAAGUUUUGUACUUCGAGUCCGUGUCAAAUCCCACGCUCACCGUAGCCAACAUUCCGGAGCUUAGCAGGAUAGCGCACGAAAAAGGAGCCAUGGUGGUUGUAGAUAACACCUUCGCUCCCAUGGUUCUUUCCCCUGCUCGGCUUGGAGCUGAUGUGGCUGUCCAUAGUAUCUCCAAGUUCAUCAGCGGUGGGGCCGAUGUUAUUGCAGGUGCUGUUUGUGGUCCUGCAAGCCUGGUGAACUCCAUGAUGGACCUUCGUCAAGGUACUCUUAUGCUUCUAGGCCCGACCAUGAACGCCAAGGUUGCCUUUGAACUCUCUGAAAGAAUUCCUCACUUGGGCCUAAGAAUGAAGGAGCACUGCCGCAGAGCCAUGGAUUAUGCGACUAGAAUGAAGAAAUUGGGCCUCAAGGUCAUAUACCCAGGGCUUGAGGAUCACCCUCAACACCAGCUAUUGAAGUCUAUGGCCAACAAGGAAUAUGGGUUUGGUGGGCUUCUUUGUGUUGACCUGGAAUCUGAAGAAAGAGCUAACAGGCUGAUGCACCACUUGCAGAACUAUACUCAAUUUGGGUUCAUGGCGGUUAGCUUGGGUUACUACGAGACUCUCAUGUCUUGUUCUGGUAGUAGUACCAGUAGUGAAAUGAACGCUGAAGAGAAGGCCCUAGCCGGCAUUUCGCCUGGGUUGGUGAGGAUGUCCAUUGGAUACAUUGGGACACUGGAGCAGAAGUGGAGCCAAUUUGAAAAGGCGCUCUCUAGGAUGCAGGAUUCCACCUUAUUUAACAAAAACUAAAGUUCUCUACUGUUCAAUAAUGGGUUACUCGUAGUUCAUGUAAGGAAGGUGUCUUUGGUGUAAUUUCAGUUGUUAAAUGCUGGAUCUUUUGCUUAAUAUAAUGUUUCUUUAAAGAAAGAAAAAAAACUUGAACUUCAA